Messenger RNA from Clarias gariepinus (North African catfish), 1140 nucleotides. RefSeq names its product hydroxysteroid (17-beta) dehydrogenase 1 (gene hsd17b1). Gene Ontology annotation, biological process: estrogen biosynthetic process. Gene Ontology annotation, cellular component: cytoplasm. Lineage: Eukaryota; Metazoa; Chordata; Actinopteri; Siluriformes; Clariidae. The transcript is spliced from 6 exons. Gene Ontology annotation, molecular function: estradiol 17-beta-dehydrogenase [NAD(P)+] activity. The record is from RefSeq and is a predicted model, not a curated record. The coding region runs from base 40 to 924 and encodes 294 amino acids.
CCUUCUCUGGCACUGUGAACAAACUUUGGAGUGGUUCUGAUGGAGCAGAAGGUAGUUCUCAUCACCGGCUGCUCGUCAGGAAUCGGGCUCAGUCUAGCCAUACACCUCGCAUCAGAUCCAUCUAAAACAUACAAAGUUUAUGCCACCAUGCGUAAUCUUGAUAAGAAGCAGCGCUUGCUGGAGAGUGUGAGGGACCUACACAACGACACCAUGGCUGUUCUGCAGAUGGACAUCACAAACCAGCAGUCCAUAAAGAUGGUCCAAAGAAGCAUCACCGAGGGCCGAGUGGACAUCCUGGUGUGUAAUGCAGGUGUGGGGCUGAUGGGCCCCCUGGAAGCACAAUCAGAAGACCUUAUGAGAGGAAUCUUAGAGGUGAAUCUGUUGGGUACAAUCCGCACCAUCCAGACCUUCCUACCCGACAUGAAGAGGAGGAGACAAGGACGGAUCCUGGUCACAGGCAGUAUGGGAGGGCUACAAGGUCUUCCCUUUAAUGAGGUGUACUGCGCCAGCAAAUUUGCAGUAGAGGGUGUCUGUGAGAGUCUGGCCAUCCUGCUACAACAGUUUAAUAUUCCUGUGAGUCUGAUAGAGUGUGGGCCGGUGAACACUGACUUCUUGAGGAACCUGAAGAAGACAGACUUGAGUGACGAGUCUGUGGAGGUGGACGCACACACACGGCAUCUAUAUGAGAGGUACCUGCAGCACUGCAAGAAAAUGUUUCAGAAUGCAGCACAGGACACUGAAGAUAUCAUUCAGGUCUAUAUGGAGGUGAUCCAGGCUCAGAGUCCCGUCUUCAGAUACUACACUAACAGCGCUCUUCUCCCUCUGAGUAGCCUCAAGCUCACAGCUCUCGAUGGUUCACAAUACAUCCGAGCCAUGAGUAAGUUUAUAUUCUCACCUGAUGAGAAUGCAGACGCACAGAAAUAAGAGCGCACCUCAGGAUCAAGGUGUACAGUUUCAUUUUAUGCAGUGAAGUUUUGCAAUAUGGCCUAGAUUCAAUCAGUUCUAUCCUCUUGAAUGAGAUUGUUGUACUGCAAACUCUUAUAUUUUAAAACAUGCCUACUGUCUUGCUUAUAACACAUGCUUACAUGUAAAAAGAAUAAAUCAUGUUCUACAUGGAUGCAAAUGUAUAACCAAAAUGUU